AUGGCAUUACCAAGAGCGCAACCCGCAGAAGUUCUUCGAUCAUGGCAAAAAGAUGAUCUUUACGAAAAACAACUUGCCGAAUCUUUAUCAAGAUUGAUGUCAGCAAGAAAUGUAUCUAAGGCGAUACCACUGUCUUCCUUAAUAUAUAGAUCACUGACUACACUACAGGACCUUCAAACUCUUGGAGAGGAAUACUCGGGUAUCGUGCAAGUUGAUGAAACUUAUAAUAAGUUACCAUCACAUUGGAGUCGACUACUAAGCAUUUUACUGUCAAUAUUUGGCGAAAAUAUCACUAGAGUGAUCCUCCAAAGCGCAGAAAAGCGUGUUCAACAAGAUCCGUCACUAACAGUAGAAGCACAGAACGUAUUUUUGAUUACAUUCAAAACUUUGAGCAGUAUAUUACCUCAGAUUCAGAAUAUUCAUCGCGGGAUUGCGUAUAUCAGUGGUGGGCCUUUACAGAUAGGAAAGACUGUGACUGGCAUAGACUAUGUGCAUGUUAGACCUGCUGCGGCUGCUUACUAUGCUCAUUUAAGACUCCUUGGUGUCGUAACUCUGUUGCAUGCAUUAGUUUCUUGUGGCCAGAGUUUGUACAGAGCUAAAGCCCAUAUGGAUCAAAUGAGAGAAGUACCAAAUGAAGUAGACAGUAGCAAGUCAUGUGUGGCCUGCUUGGAAGAAAUCAUUCAGCCUUGUGUGUUACCCUGUGGACAUAUAUUUUGUUUACAAUGCUCGUAUGGGGCACUGGAAACCUGUGCAUUAUGCCGCACACCCUUCACUAAAAACUGUGUGGUUCCAUUAAUGAAUUAUUUUCCUGAGAGUUCAUGA
Messenger RNA from Spodoptera littoralis (African cotton leafworm), 822 nucleotides. Lineage: Eukaryota; Metazoa; Arthropoda; Insecta; Lepidoptera; Noctuidae. The record is from the annotation of a GenBank genome assembly.